Benincasa hispida (wax gourd) is the source of this 2741-nucleotide messenger RNA. It is a transcript of the gene ERD4, whose product is annotated as Early-responsive to dehydration stress protein (ERD4). Lineage: Eukaryota; Viridiplantae; Streptophyta; Magnoliopsida; Cucurbitales; Cucurbitaceae. Gene Ontology annotation, molecular function: calcium-activated cation channel activity. Gene Ontology annotation, cellular component: plasma membrane. The record is from RefSeq and is a predicted model, not a curated record.
GCCCCACACAACCCUGAUUUUUAAGCUCACUCUUUAUAUUAUGUAUGCCAUUUCCUUUCCCUAUUCAUCAUAAAUAUCUCACCUCCAACCACCGUUUCUCAACGGUUACUUUAAUCCCUCUUUGAAUGACUCAAAGAAGAAACGGAAAAAAAACCCAUUAAAUUCCGCUUUACUUGCAUUCUGAGAGUGUUUAAGCUUCUUUUCCAGGUGGGUUUCUCCAGAUUCACUCAGAAGCUCAAGGAAUUGGGAUUUUAGAAACAGACCCAGAUGGAUUUUUCUUCCUUUUUGACGUCCUUAGGGACGUCUUUUGUGAUAUUUCUGGUUUUGAUGCUUGUUUUCGCUUGGCUUUCUUCAAGGCCUAGCAAUCAUGUCAUUUAUUACCCAAAUCGGAUCCUUAAGGGUCUGGAUCCGACCGGCGGGUCCAGGUCUAGGAGCCCGUUUGCUUGGAUUGUGGAAGCUCUGUCUUCUUCUGAGAAGGAUGUGAUCUCUAUGUCUGGGGUUGAUUCUGCUGUUUACUUUGUGUUUUUGGCCACUGUGCUCGGGAUUUUUGUGUUGUCUGCUGUUGUUCUGCUGCCAGUUCUCAUUCCAAUUGCUGUUACAGAUGAUGGUAUUAAGAAUGCUAAAAUGAACAAUACCCAAAGUGUUGGGACUUUCAGUGAACUUGACAAUUUAUCGAUGGGGAAUAUCAAUCUGCGGAGUAAUCGGCUUUGGGCCUUCUUAUUAGCCACCUACUGGGUUUCCUUUGUGGCAUAUUACCUGACAUGGAAAGCUUAUAAUCAUGUCUCAGCUCUGAGAGCUCAAGCUUUAAUGGCUCCAGAAGUAAAGGCUGAACAAUUUGCCAUUAUUGUUAGAGAUAUCCCUCCAGUUCCUGAAGGUCAAACUAGGAAGGAACAGGUUGAUUCUUUCUUUAGGAAUAUCUAUCCAGAUACCUUUUAUCGAUCGAUGAUUGUCACAGACAACAAACAGGUUAAUAAAUUGUGGGAGGAGUUGGAAGGAUACAAGAAGAAGCUCGAACGGUCUGAAGCUAUCUUUUCAGCUUCAAAAACAGAAGCCAAGCCAGAAGGUGUAAGACCAACGCAUAAAACUGGCCUUCUUGGUCUUAUUGGGAAAAAAGUUGACAGCAUAGAAUUCUACUCUGAGAAGAUCAAUGAGCUAGUCCCAAAGUUGGAAUCUGAACAGAAGGCUACUCUCAGAGAGAAGCAGAAGAAUGCUGCUUUAGUCUUCUUUAAUAACCGGACAAGUGCAGCUUCUGCAGCUCAAAACUUACAUGCACAAAUCGUUGAUAAAUGGACAGUUCUGGCAGCUCCAGAACCCCGCCAGCUUAUCUGGCCUAAUCUUUAUAUCAAUUUCAUUCAGAGGCAAGUCAGGCAGUAUGUUGUGUAUUUCAUUGUGGCCCUGAUGAUUUUCUUCUACAUGAUUCCAAUUACUGCAGUUUCGGCUGUUACCACGCUCGAUAACUUGAGGAAGUUUCUGCCAUUUUUGAAGCCAAUUGUGAACAUAAAUGCAGUCAAGGCAAUUUUAGAAGCUUACUUACCUCAGUUAGCUCUGAUUAUCUUCUUGGCUCUGCUGCCUAAGUUACUACUCUUUCUAUCUAAAUCUGAGGGCAUUCCUUCAGAGGGACAUGCACAGAGGGCUGCUUCUGGGAAAUAUUUCUAUUUCACAGUGUUGAACGUGUUCCUUGGAGUCACUUUGAGUGGUGCAUUGUUCAGAACAUUCAAGAGCAUCCAGAAAGAUCCAAACUCUCUUGUUCCCUUGUUGGCAAGUAGUCUUCCAGGCAGUGCAACUUUCUUCCUUACCUUUGUGGCUCUCAAGUUCUUCGUCGGUUUUGGUCUUGAACUAUCUAGGAUAGUUCCUCUUAUCAUAUUUCAUUUGAAGAAGAAAUUCCUUUGCAAAUGUGAAGCUGAUGUGAAGGAUGCUUGGACUCCUGGAGAUCUUGGUUAUGGAACUAGAAUUCCUGGUGACUUGCUCAUUUUUACUAUAGUCCUCUGCUACUCCAUCAUAACACCUCUGAUUGUUCCAUUCGGCGUCAUAUAUUUUGGUCUUGGAUGGCUUAUUCUUCGCAAUCAGGUCCUGAAAGUUUAUGUUCCUUCCUAUGAGACCUAUGGAAGAAUAUGGCCACAUAUAUUCAACCGUAUCGUAGCGUCUCUCCUAUUGUACCAACUUACCAUGUUCGGUUUCUUCGGAGUGAAGAAAUUUUUCUAUGCUCCAAUCUUAAUUCCACUUCCCAUAAUUUCCUUGAUAUUUGCCUUCCUUUGUCACAAAAAGUUCUACCGAUCUUUCGCUGAUACCGCUCUUGAAGUUGCUCGUAGUGAGUUGAAGGAAGUUCCUAACAUGGAACAAGUGUUCAGGUGUUUCAUUCCACCAAGUUUGAGCUCUGAGAAGGUUGAUGACGACCAAUUCGAAGAUGCACGGUCUCAAGUUUCGAGAACAGGAUCAUUUGUUUGAUAGAAAUUUACGUCGUUCUUGGUUUGUCCACGAAUCUUGUGUGAAAGUUAGAUGAAAAAUGUUGAUAGUUUGCAUUAGGGAUUAAGAAGUUAGGUUGUGAUUAAUGUACACCUCACUUUGUGUUUAUGGUUUUCCCCCUUGGUUUAGUUUAAUAGCCAUGAGAAAGGUAUCAUGUGUGUACAAGAAGAAUGAAUGAUCCAUAGCAAUUCUUCAAUGUCUUCUGUAUUUAAUGAAACUCAAAGUGUUAUUUCCUUUCUUUCCAGAUUACAUGUGGAUAAUCCUUUCAUGUAUGAACA